UAACCAUAUAAAUUCUGGAGAUAUCUUCAGAUUUGGCAAUGUCAAUCAUACUUCCGCCUUUGGAUUCAGAAAUUAUGCCAACUUUUCUCAGCACAUCAGACAUGCGAGUGGAACCUUGAUUCUCGGGAGCAGAAGACGUCAUGUCGCGGCUGAUUUGAAUCUCGCGAGUCACCUGCUGAAUGUCAAUCGCAUCGAUCUCGAAUUAAUGUGGCUCGCACUCAUGGGGAGGAAAACCCUGCUUCAGGGGUAAUUGUGAAUUCAACUUACACUCGGGGAAUUCUUCCGACAGAACGCGUGGAAUGCCGCCGCCUGCCGUAGAAGAUUUCGUCCAAUUUGAAUAAAAGCUCGACGAGAUUGGGCCACCAGUUGCAUGCCAAUGAGCCUCAGUCAGCGCCAUUCAGCAUAAAUAGAUGCCAUCUUUGAUGGAGAGGCACACUCACCAUGGAUCUUCUCAAGAGGCACCUGCUGCUCCUGGUCAUCGGAGCUUACCUGUGUGUCAGCGCCCAGGCCACGAUCACCAUUCAGAAAGCCAAGCCAGCGCUGCCGGAUCCCAGCCAGCUGCUAGCCAAGCUACCACCAAAGCCGGACUUUCUCAAGGAUCCCUCCAAAUUACUAGCAAAAAUCGCGCAAUCCAAGCCAGCUCUCCCAGACCCCAGCCAGCUGCUCGCCAAGCUGCCGCCCAAGCCCGCCUUCCUGAAGGAUCCCAGCCAGCUGCUCUCCAAGUUCGUGAAACCAAAGCCUGUGAUCAUAAAGCCGGUGAUUGUGAAGCCGGUGGUGGUGGUCAAGCCCGUGGCGGUCGGUGGAGGUGGCGGUGGUGGGGGUCACGGUCACGGACAUCAUGGACAUCACGGACACCAUGGCAAGGGCAAGCUACAACUAUAGAUUUCUUUAUAGAGCAGUAAGAAACAGGAAGGUGAAUUAUAAUUUAAAUAAAUGUAUACAUCUGUGACAAGUUCAUCACUCGGCUUUCAA
Molecule: messenger RNA, 972 nt
Organism: Drosophila mauritiana
Lineage: Eukaryota; Metazoa; Arthropoda; Insecta; Diptera; Drosophilidae
Exons: 1
Coding region: 442-882 (146 amino acids)
Source: RefSeq, a predicted model, not a curated record